Molecule: messenger RNA, 2047 nt
Organism: Panonychus citri (citrus red mite)
Lineage: Eukaryota; Metazoa; Arthropoda; Arachnida; Trombidiformes; Tetranychidae
Product: glutathione-specific gamma-glutamylcyclotransferase 1-like
Exons: 3
Coding region: 552-1364 (270 amino acids)
Biological process (GO): glutathione catabolic process
Cellular component (GO): cytoplasm
Molecular function (GO): gamma-glutamylcyclotransferase activity; glutathione specific gamma-glutamylcyclotransferase activity
Source: RefSeq, a predicted model, not a curated record
CCUCAACAUGGUGAAAGAAUUUUUCAUCUUCUCUCUCUUUCUUUCUCUCUCUCUCAUUUUCAUCUGAUGAAAUUCAUUUCUUCUUUUCCAUCACUUAUCUGAUUUUAGAAUUGUAAUCAUCAUCAUGAUGUAGAUUAUCAGUGAAUUUAGUUGUUCAGUGAGUUUCUAAUUGCCUUUGACGUUUCUCCAUCUGUGCCUUGGCUCUUUCAUUAACCUUUUUCUCUUUCUUUCCAUUUUUUUUUUGUUAAUUUUUUUCUUCUAAUUGUUGAUUUUUCUCUUCUUUUUUAUAUAUUCCUUGAUAUUUAUUCUACAAAUUAUUCGUUUAACUAAAUUAGUGUGUCUUCUCUUUCUCAGUGUUAAUAUAUACUCAUUCUUAAUUGUGUCUGGUUUUUGAUGAUAACGAAUUCAUCUUUUAGUGUAACUUCAACCUUACCCUAUCACCUUCCUUUCUUAUUGUUUACCUUUUUACGGUUACAAUUGAUUUACUUUUCUAUUUGUGGAACAAAUUUUACUCUUUUAGAAAUUUUCAAUAUUCUUUUAUUGGGACUAAGAUGACAACCUCGAAAACCGGUGUUUCUAAGGAGAAAAACGAUUCUGCUGAUUCAAAAGCUCUUUGGGUUUUUGGCUAUGGUUCACUUAUUUGGAAUCCUGGUUUCAAUUAUGCAAGAAGUUCCAUUGGUUCAAUAAAGGGUUUCAAGAGACGAUUUUGGCAAGGAAAUGAUGUUCACAGAGGAACACCUGAUAAGUUGGGUCGAGUGGUAACUCUUAUCGCUGAAAAAGAGGCAAUUACUUGGGGUCGAGCUUAUCUUAUGAAAGAUGAAGAUAAAGGUAAAAGUUAUCUGGAUCAACGUGAAUGUCAAGAAGGUGGUUAUGAGGCAAAAAUGGUUCAAUUCACACCUCGGGAUGAUGAUGAUUUUUUCCCACCUUCAUCUCAAUCAUCCCAAUCAUCAUCAUUCCAAGUGCUAGUUUACAUCGCUCUCCCAACUAAUCGUUUCUUCCUUGGACCUGCACCUACAAUGACCAUUGCUUGUGAUAUUUCAUUCGCUUCCGGUGAGUGUGGUACUAAUGUUGAAUAUUUGGCUAAAUUGAUCGCUUUUAUGAGAUACAAUUGGCCGGAAGUUUGGGAUGAUCAUCUAUACGAAUUGGAAACAUUAGUGAAAAAUAUUCUUUCAAAACGUUCUCCCGGUAAAUUGAAAGAUUUUGACAAUGCGAUGAACGAUGAAGCAAAUUGUUUAUUACAAACACUUGAACGUCUCAAAUUAACUGAAUUUGAUUUUAAUUGGAGAAUUGAGAAGGAGAUUAAAUCACUAGAAUCAAGACUCAAUUUUAUCGAAUUACCAACAUCCAAAGGAGUUCGGAUAUGAAUAAGUGUAAAACAAUCACGUAACCAAAUCAAAGCCAACAAUUAGCACAAUCUAUUUUAAUUUACUAAUUCUUACACCUUAAGUGAAACAACAUCAACAAUUUAGCUGAUUCUGUGAAUUGACAAAGCAAAGAGGAAUCAAAAUCAAAUGAAACAAACCAAAUAAUGUGCUUCUAUUUAUUAUCCGACAAUUUGUUAUUCUAAUUAUUGUAAUUUUUUCUAAUCAUUAUUGUUGUUAUUGGUGAAAAUAAUGAUGAUAAUGUUAAUUUUUUGUAUCAUCAACCAUCAAAUGUAUACGAUAAGUUGUAUAUGUUGGAUCUCGGACAUUCCCUUGGCUGUGCCUCAAGUUUUGACCACAAUCCUAAUUGUUGGACAAUUAGUUUGUAUGAUUAGAUUUGGAGUGGAUUUAAAUUCAUUGAAAAGUGACACGUUUGUUUUACUAUUAUUGUCAAGUUGUAAAUCAAACUAAAAGUAACAAGAUGAACCGUGAAAACAAUCAAAUAACAAAACAAUUAAGCUUCAAUCCACUUAAUUAAAUUGUCGGACGUUGAACAAAACAAAAACAUUGAUUGAUUUACUGAUCAACCAGGAAAUUUAAAAGUAAUUUUAUCCACAAUUAAUGUUACCUUUUAAUUUUCCGGGACGAUGAUUAAAACCUAAUGAUUGAAAAAGAGUAAAGUAAAU